This is a messenger RNA of Seriola dumerili (greater amberjack), 995 nucleotides long. It is a transcript of the gene mrpl48, whose product is annotated as mitochondrial ribosomal protein L48. Gene Ontology annotation, cellular component: mitochondrial ribosome. The record is from RefSeq and is a predicted model, not a curated record. The transcript is spliced from 8 exons. Lineage: Eukaryota; Metazoa; Chordata; Actinopteri; Carangiformes; Carangidae. Bases 152 to 790 code for a protein of 212 amino acids.
CGGCGUUAGCAGCAGCAGCAGCAGCAGUCAGUGCAUGUGUUUUGGGGUUUUACUUGUUACAUGUAGAUAAGUAAAACACAUAAGUGAAACACACCACAACACACAGACAACCUGUGUUAUUCGUUAAAUACAGACUAACAGACGUUGAGCUAUGAACCCUGUCUUUCGUAAGUUGCAGGUGUCUUUCACACAGCAGGUGUUUGCGUUAAAUAAAGCCCUUACAUUAUGCCGUGCCACACCGUCCAUCCAGCAUCCUGUAUAUGGCACAGCUUCUGCAAAUGACAGACAAUUUCACAACAUGCCAACCCACGGGAUUGGGAGUUGGAGAUACCUUCUAAGAAAGAAUUUGCAAAGGAAAAAGAAAGGCAAGCGUCAGAUUAACCCAAUCUUUGAAGCGACGGACACAGCGUACGGUACCCUGAAUGUGCAGGUGUCAGGUUACGACAUGACGUUGGUGGAGCACUACAUCCAGUACAUCCACAAACUCUGCAACCACUUCGACAUCAAAGUGGCAUUGUGCUACGCUUUGCCAACCAAGACCACAGAGGUCAUGCUAAUGCAAGAGCAAGGCACCAAGAUGUACACCGACGCUGUCCUAAAGACUCACGAGCGAGUCAUCCAGUUGAGAAGUCUGAACACACUACUGUGUCCCGUCAUCAUGGACGUUCUUUUAAAGAAUCAACCAGAGGGAGUUCAACUUUCUGUGAAAGAGCACAGCGAGGCUGAAUACAAAGUGCGGUUCAAGGCGCGUCCGGAGCUGGAGGACCUAAUGUCUCGGAUAAACCAAUAACAGCUGUGACAUUCUCUAGUUUGACCUUCCUAAUUUCCAAAAACUGCGCGUGACACAGAAGUUACACGUCGUUAGCAAGGAAUACCUGUUUAAUUAUAUUUAUUCCCUGGCAUUCCUCAGUGGAAUUGCUGCUAAAGGUAAUCAUUUGAAUUGAAAUUACUGUGCUGUAUAUUUGACAUUCUUCUGUGACCUGGAAAAUAAAACC